Molecule: messenger RNA, 297 nt
Organism: Callithrix jacchus (white-tufted-ear marmoset)
Lineage: Eukaryota; Metazoa; Chordata; Mammalia; Primates; Cebidae
Gene: HEPN1
Product: hepatocellular carcinoma, down-regulated 1
Source: RefSeq, a predicted model, not a curated record
AUGUGCCCUGGUGUGGAGGUGAUGAGUAAUGGGGGUCUUGGAAUUGCUCCAUGGAAUGCUGGAGAAUCAGCUCUGGAGUUUAGGAGGUUGGAGGGGCCAGGGAUGCAAGGACCCUUGGAGGCAUUCAGGAGGAGAGGAUGGAAUACACAGAGGGCCCCCUUCUCUUUCAGCUUUUUAAUUGCCCUCUCUCCUCACACAGUAGAUUACUGCUCCUCCUAUGAACUGUUCAAUAGGUGGUGGCAUGGGCACAGCCUGGCUACACAGUGGCUGGGCCUCUUUAUUCUUAUGUUAGUGUGA